UUAAAAAUUUGUAUGAUCACUCAAUUAUUUGAGACAUGUCAAAUCUUAUUUGACCUUUGCCUCCCUCUCUCCUUUUUCCUCUUGAACCAAAAUUUUACCAGAAAAUUAGUUCAAAGUUUUCAUGGGCCUUGAUUUUAUUUGCCUUGUUAAUCUCAGCUUCCAUGGCCAAUCUUCUACCUUUAUCUCACUUUACUAUUAGUUCUUCUCUUAUCAGAUUCCGCAUUACCCGUUUUCAUCUUCUCCUUAUCUUCCUCCAUUCUCUAUUAUAGGACCCAUAAUCCUUUUCCCCCUUCAAAUUCGGAUCUUUGUGAAAUUUACACAAUUUUAAACCCUUUUCUUCUUCUUCUUUACAAUUUGAGUUGUAAUGGCAUCGGUGUUUUUGUAUCAUGUGGUUGGGGAUCUGACAGUGGGAAAACCGGAGUUAGUUGAAUUUACGGAGACACAAACAGUGGAGGCGGCUAUAAAGGCUAUUGGGGAGUCUACGGAAUGUGGGAUACCAGUGUGGAAGACGAGAUCUCAAAAGGGUAUGAUUGAGAAUGCAGAGAUGAGGCGAAAAAGGUUUGUGGGUAUUCUUAAUUCUCUUGAUAUUGUUGCAUUUUUGGCUAGAGAGGAAUGUUUGGCUGAUCAGGAGAAAGCUAUGAAGACUCCUGUUUCUGAGGUUGUGCUUCCUGAUAAUUCUUUGCUCAAGGAGCUUGAUCCUGCCACCAGAUUGAUAGAUGCACUGGAAAUGAUGAAGCAAGGUGUGAAGCGACUCCUAGUUCCCAAAAGUGUUGUAUGGAGAGGCAUGAGCAAGAGAUUUUCAAUUCUUUAUAAUGGCAAAUGGCUAAAGAACAUUGAUACUUCUAACCCAGCUGCCAAUGCCAACCGUCCAUCAACUUCUUCCCCUGUGCCCAUUCGUGACAAAUUCUGUUGUCUGUCCAGAGAAGAUAUCAUCCGUUUUAUUAUUGGUUGCCUUGGUGCAUUAGCCCCUAUUCCUCUCUCCUCGAUCUAUUCCCUUGGAAUCAUUAACCCAAACUACUGCUCAAUAGAAGCAUCACGCCCAGCUAUAGAUGCCACUCAAAAACUACCAUCGGAUCCCCCUGCAGUUGCAGUCAUUGAUCCUAUGGCAGAUGAUUACAAUAAGAUAAUUGGCGAGAUUUCAGCCACUAAACUGUGGAAGUGUGAUUACUUAGCUGCAGCAUGGGCCUUAGCUAAUUUUUCAGCAGGACAAUUUGUGAUGGGUGUUGAGGAUAAUAUUUCCCCAAGUUCCUUACCUGAUUUUCCAGUCAAUUCUAUGGUAACAAAUGCGAAUACAGCCAAUAGUCGUGGUAGUAUAGUUAGGCCAAAAAAAUUUAGCAGCAGGAGUAUUGGGUUCGUCAGCAAUCCAACAAACUCAUCUUUAAGUGUUUCUAGGAGCAUGUAUCGUGGCAGAAGUGCACCAUUGACAUGUAAGGAGACAAGCUCACUAGCUGCCGUUAUGGCUCAAAUGCUGUCACAUCGUGCAACUCAUGUAUGGGUUACUGAUGCCGAUAAUGAUGACCAUUUAGUUGGAGUUGUUGGCUACGCUGAUAUCUUAGCUGCUGUUACCAGACCACUUCCUACCACCAAUCCUGAAUCCCACUCCUGCUCCAGUAUGUUGAUUAAUUAGGCGUAAAGUUGGUACAGGUGUGGCCAGUUUUAUACAUUUAUGCUUUUCUGUGCAUCUUUUCCUGUUUUGCAUCUGUUUUGAGGUUUAGAUUUGUUAAUGUGAGAACUAUAUGUUGUAUACUCUAAAAUGUGAAUAUGUGAUAUGGUGACUGCUUCAAUAAGUUGAAAGGAUGGAAAUUGAACAAUUUGUUCACCUUCUUGUCUUUUUUACAAGGUUUUCAA
Molecule: messenger RNA, 1848 nt
Organism: Solanum lycopersicum (tomato)
Lineage: Eukaryota; Viridiplantae; Streptophyta; Magnoliopsida; Solanales; Solanaceae
Product: CBS domain-containing protein CBSX6
Cellular component (GO): cytoplasm; nucleus
Source: RefSeq, a predicted model, not a curated record